GCGCUUGGCUUCGUUUGCUGUGAGUGUGCCCGUCGUUCGUCCGUCCCUCCGCCCGUUUGUUUGUUUGUCGUUCGUUUUCGUCGUAUCUUUGUAUCUGACAGUAAAAAUUUCAUUACUUAACGCUCAUUCGCUCAUUCAGUUUACUAUAGAACGUGAAACAGGCAGCAACACAAAGGCAGUGUCGUUGUUUUCUUUUAAUAUUUUUUUUAAAUAAUUUUUCGAAAUAUAAAAAGUGUUGCUGGACACGCUGCUCGCUCGCCUCGCAUUGUCUCGAAAAUGAAAACAAAAAUUUGAAAAUUUUUUACAUUUAAGAAAAAAAAAUGAAGAAAACAUGCAAAGGAAGGUGUUUUGAAAUGAAGAUGCAACCAAAAGUGAAAUAAUAACAAAUCGGAAAAUAAAAACAAAAAAGUGUGAAACGAAAAUAGUUAAAUGCCAAAAAUUGAAAAUCAAAACAAAAGUGUUGAGAAAUUUUGCGUAUUGAAAAAUAAAUAAAACAAAUGGUUGAGGUAAUGAAAAUUGUGGCCGAAUAAAAAUGGGCGGCAAAUAAAACUGUGGCAAAAUGCAUACCGAAUGAAAUAGAGAAGCAGAGUAAAGUGCUUAUAAGAAAAUGAAACCAAAAUAAAAAGAAAAAAAUAAAAAAUAAAUAAAUUCUUGCUUAACCAAAGUUAAAGCUUAACCCCAACAAAACGAUAUCUGCGAUAUUAUAAAACACAACGUGUUGUAUCUCUCAAUACAACAAAACAAAAAAUAAAAAAAUAAAUAAAUGUUGUUUAUCUUCAAAAGUGUGCAAGAAAAUAUUUCAAAAUUAAUAGCAAAAAAAAAAAGUUAUCGCAAAAUAAUAUCGAAUUAAUUCUUAAGAAUUUGUUGGUACGAAAAACGAAACAAAAAUAAAAAAUAGUGACACAAGUUUGCAAAAAAAAAAAAUACUAGCCAUGAUGACUGACCAGCAGUUGUGAGUUUUGGUUUGUCAUACACGGUAUGUCAGUCAAUGCGACAGUGUGUCAGUCGAUACUGAUACUACAGUGAAUGAAUGUGUUUGUCUCUCAUGCAUCAGCUAGCCAACCAUCAUCAACAACAACAAUAGCGCCCAGCUGAUUAGAAUUAACGUGGAUAUUAAAUAACCAAAAACAACAGCAACAACAAAUAUCAUACCCCAUCACCAACAACAAUUAUGUUUGGUGAUUGUUCAGAUUCCACCGAAGACAUGACAAUAGAUAGUAGAGAUUCCAAAGAAUACAAUACAAACAAUAUAAUGGACAUAGACGAUCAUCAUAAUCGACAACCGGAGCAACAGCAACGCACCAAUAUGUCGGAUGAAUGUCGCACCACGCCACCCAAUCGCUUAACAAAAGAGACUGAUGAUAAUGACUUGAAUGAUGAAGAAACUUCAAGACGGAGAAUAGAUCACGACAGUGAUAACGGAGAUAUGGACAGUGAACCACCAAUGCAUAAAAGACAGAAAAUGGACUCAGAGGAAGUUGAGCAGCGAUCCAGCCCAGCUUCCUCGCCAAACCAUAUGCAGAAAAUUUCGAAUAUCGAAUCGAAAUCCACACACGAUGUCAAUGAUCAUGAUGAUGAUACCAAUUCUAAGGAUCGCAAAUCAUGCACUCCUGACAGCAGCUCCCAUAACACAUCAACUUCCAGUCCGGCAAAGUCCGAAGAUAAUUGUACUGAAUCCCAUGUAACGGCAUCAUCACCUCAAUCGCAGGCUAUGCCCAAACUAAGGUUGAAUGCAUUGCUGGCAUCUGAUCCAGCUUUGAUGCCAGAUGCCAAAGAUUUGAAAGUGGUUCAUGAGUCGCAGGCUCAGCAAAGGAAACAACAACGUAUGCAGCAGCAACAACAGCACGAAAGGGAAAUUGACUCUCCAGCAUCGCACUUGGUGGCCCCCGGUACCAUACCCACCGUUGUGGAGCCCUUGAUAAAAGCCCAACCCACACCACCUGUCGAGGUGGCACCACCACGCAUGAAAGUGUUUAUGUGUGUACCCUGUGGCAUUGGAUUCAGCUCACCCUCUACUCUGGAGGCCCAUCAGUCCUACUACUGUUCACAUCGGCAUAAGGAUAAUGAUGAAGACUCUGUGCCAUCAGCAUCUGCGCUGGCCGACAAGACAUCCACCUCACCAGCCACUCAGGCCAAUGUUGCAAAUGCUACCCCGGCUGUGGCGGGUGGCCCUGAACCGGCCGCCAAGGCUCCAAAGACUGGCAAACAAUAUGCUUGCACUCAAUGUUCCUACAGUGCCGACAAGAAGGUCUCACUCAACCGUCAUAUGCGUAUGCAUCAGACAUCACCGGCACCCAGCUCGAAUUCAAAUAAUGGUGGUGCGGUGGGGGGAUCAGCUGCUGCCCUUCUGGAAGACAAUACUAGUCAACAAAUCGAUCGCUAUUGUAGUGACUGUGAUAUACGUUUCAAUAAUGUCAAGACCUAUAGGGCCCACAAACAGCAUUAUUGCAGCUCAAGGCGCACGGAAGGCCAGCUGACACCAAAACUGGAGGUUUCCACCACAACAUCUACCACACCCAAGGCCAAUUCAGUGCAUUCGGGUGCCAUAAGUCCACAGACUAGAACUAAAACACCCACUCCGGCUAUGGUGGCGGCAGCGGCCGCUGCAGCUGCUGCGGCAGCAUUACAACAGCCUCCAAGCACCCCAUUUCUGGCCUUGCCCACAAAUCCCAUUUUAAUUAUACCAUAUUCGUUGAUACGGUCUGCCAGUCUCAUUGCGGGACCACUACAAUCACCCUCACCGUCAGUUGUAAAUCCAGACACCACUUGUUUCACCUUGGAUGGUGGACAAUUGAAACCCUUGGCCACCGCCUUGAAUAUCAAUGCUUUGAGUGCAGCCAAUAAUUUAGUAGGGGCCGCAGCCGCCGCCUCCUCUGUACAACAGCAACAACAGUAUAUGGUUGAUUCCACACGCCAAACAUCUUCGUCAUCAAAUGAAAGCCUAUUAACGGAGAAGAAUGUACGCCGAAAUAUCGAAGAACCAGCCGAGAAUACACCCAAACGUAAAGGCGAGGGUUUGAGAGAUUCUGCUCCCUUGGAUCUAUCCCUAAGACGUUCACCCAUUGCCGCUUUGCUGCAAAGACAACAACGCCUAACAGCCGCCGCAGCAGCUUCAUUUCUUGAAUCAGCCAACAGCGAACAUCAUCCAAAUCGUUUGGACAUGGAAACCCUGCUGGAAGCGGGCAAAGAAAACUUGGUCCUCGACGAUACGGGUAGUAUUACGCCAGAACAAAUUGUGUGUGCACCCUCAUUGCCUAACAGCCCAUCGAUGAGUCCCUCACCCCGGCGUAGAGCCAUAAGUCCAAGAAGUUCAGGGGCCGGCAGUACUUCCUCCAUGUCACCACCAGCCACAAUUCCACCCACAGCCGCAUCAGCAUCAAAUCCCACAAAUAUUUUCGAUAACCUUCAUUUGAGAUCAAUGUUACCGGCUGAAUUAUUGAAUCCCUUGUUGGCAAAUAAAAAUUUGGAACUUGCCCUCAAACUUUCAGCGGCGGCAGCAGCUGCUGCGGUCAGCUCAUCAAAUAGUGCAGCUGCUCAACCGGGUACCACACCUGCCGAAUUGGCCGCCGCUGCUGUUGCAGCCGCUGCCUCGGGUCGUGGUGCUUUAUUGGGCCUGCCCGUUCUGCCACCCACUGCAGCAGCCUCCGGUCCGGCACAGCCAGCCACACCAGCCGCAGCAAAUCAGCCUCAAAUCUAUGUCAAACAAGGCGUUUCCAAAUGCAAAGAAUGCAAUAUUGUCUUUUGUAAAUAUGAAAACUAUUUGGCCCACAAGCAACACUACUGUUCGGCCCGCAAUCAAGAGGCCAGUGAGGGCGAAACAAAAAUCUCUUCUACACCACCCAUGGCUACGGCUGCAUCGCCAGCAGAAACCACUCCGGUAGCAUAUCAACAAUUAAUCUGUGCAGCCUGUGGCAUUAAAUAUACCUCCCUGGACAAUUUGAGGGCUCACCAAAAUUACUACUGUCCCAAAGGUGGUGGAGCUGUCGCAGCUGCUGCUGCAGCCGCCGCUGCGGCAGUUGCUGUGGCGAAUCCAGAUGCAGCGCCAUUAGUUUUGCCCGCCAAAGAAAAAUGUACAAAAUGUAAAACUGUGCAUGAAUUUGGUUUACCAUGUCCCCCACCACCGGCAUUGGUUCAACAGCCAGCAGCCCAAACUCCGGUAGCACCACCAAGCGCAAAUGUUGCCACUGCAGCUGGUAGCAAUAAUUCUUCCUCAUCAGUUGUCACUGGUCACAAUCAAAAUGUCUACAAAUGUCCAUUGUGUGAUGCGGUCAGUCUAACGGCCAGUGAAAGUCGCAAGCACAUGGAGACACAUGGCACUGUCAAGGCCUUCCGAUGUACCAUUUGUCGUUACAAGGGCAACACUUUGAGAGGCAUGCGCACCCAUAUACGCAUGCAUUUCGACAAGAAAUCCACCGAUUUGAAUGAGGAACACUUUAUGGCCUGCAUUCUGGAAGAUGAAUCCAUUGAAAUACCCAGUGCAGCAUCUUUAAAUCAAGAGCAUUUAGUGCAGCAGCAUCAACAACAGCAGAAACAUUUACAACAACAAGUUGCCGCUGCAGCAGCUGUGGCGGCUGGCCUUCAACAACAGCAGCAGCAACAACAACAUCAACAACAGCAAUCGCAGUCACCGGCCCAGCAGGUGUUCAACUGUGAUAUUUGUAAUUAUUCAUCCACAUAUAAAGGCAAUGUGUUGCGCCAUAUGAAAUUGGUACAUCCUCACAUUAUUACCAAUUCACCAUCCAUAUCUCCAGAAGCUGGUGAUUUAGAAGCUUCGGAAACCAAUUCAUUGAGUGGCAGUCACAAUGGUGAUAAUGGGCUUAAUAGUUUUACCAUCAAAUCUGAACCCUUGGAUCAUCCUCCUCCCCCCACGGUGGGUAAUACAACACCCGUCAUCUUAUUGAAUCCCCACGACAAUAACCACUCUCCAUUACCCAAUAUUGGGCAACAUCCGGUACAUGGAAAUGAUUUUGCAUCACAUCACAUAAAAACCGAACCCAUGGAAAUUGCUGUUGGUGGUGAGGGACCACCACCACCGCCCUCAAUUAGCAUGAGUAUUACACCUGCAUUGCGCUCACCGGCCAUUGGUCCACCGCCACCAUUAAAUUCCACACCCGAAGAGAAUAUCAAUAAUCAAAAGUAUUGUCAAACAUGUGAUAUCUCUUUUAAUUAUAUGAAAACCUAUUUGGCCCAUAAACAAUUCUAUUGUAAGAAUAAAAUGCGUCGGCCAGACAGCAAUGAUAGUCCAAGUCCGAAUCCAACAGCUGGUAUUGGUUCGCCCAAUGCCCUAAUGAUGCAAAAAAAUAAAGAAAAUCUACAACAAGAAGCUGCCAUUUGAUAGAACUGGCACGAGAGUUGGUCAGCAACAUGGAACCAUCGUAAUUGGGAAUGGUAUUAUAAAUGUUUUUGAACACCACCAAUAACAAUUCGAAAUAAAACAAAUGAAUAGCUUAUCUUUUCACAAGGGAAAAAUGGCAAUAAACAAAUGCAUAGUUUUGAAACGUACAGUAUUUUUAAAGGAAUCUCUGUAAAUAUUAAAUAAAAACAAAAAACAAUCAAAGAAUAUAAUUAAAAGACAUAACUACUAUGCAUUUGUCUUUAAUGACUCUCUCUUGUAUGGAGGUAACUCCUCCAUCCAUUAUUAUGAAAUCUUGAAAGCUAAAAACAAAAUCACAUGACAUAAAAUGCAUGCCAAAGUUUUAAAAAUUAAGUAUGAAUAACAUAACUUUAAAUUGAAAAUAAUGACUUAUAAUAAAAUGAUUAAGAAAAUUUAACUCUAGAAAAAGAAAAAAUAAUAAAAACUCCUAUGUUAUAAGCCUUUAAAUGCGAUAGUUUCGUAACGAAACAGUUUUGAGAAAUAUUAAUUAAGAAUAUGAAUUAUUAUUAUUGAACUAAAACAACCACCUUGAUGUAGUUUAAUUACCUAUCUACUCGAUCUACAUAUAUAAUAACACAUAUUUUUUUAAUAAUUAAGUAGCUUAUAGAAAACUAUAAUUUCUAUAUUGUUUUAUAUAAUACACAUAUUAUUUUUUUCAAUUUGUUUCUAUUUUUUUUUUUCAAAUUGUUUCUGUUAACUACUUUUAUAAAGAAAAAACUGUUUAUUGUAAUAAUUAUAAGCAUGUGUAUUUGAUGAUACAUAAAUAUAAUUUUAAAGAGAUCCCUUUUAUAUCUAAACUUCAAUUAAGUUUCCAAAUCGGUGGUAUAUAUUAAUUUUGAAAAACAUUUUAAAACAAAAUAAUCAUUCCAAAGCAGCUGUCUGAUUUCAAUGAUUUUCUUAAACAUGGGUGAACUAACUGGCCUGCCUUAUUAAAUUAUAAAACCAAUCAUUCCAGCGCCAUUCUCCUAAUUGCAUGUCAUUCCUGAAAUUUUGACUUCUCACCCAAAGAAUGUAGUUAUCCGAAUUUUAAAUGAAUGUUAAGUCCACCCGCACCUGACAAAACGUCUCCCAUCACAGAGAAUAGGUUUUAUAAAAUUUGCAACUUCUCGACAUAUCCGUAUUAAAGAUUUUUCGGAGUCUAAAACUUCGGGAUUAGGCUAAAAUAGAACCCACGUAAAUGGAUGAAUUUUAAAUCUUCUGUUGAGAGUAUGUAAUCUGCGGAGUUCGUUGCGGCACUCAAAAUAUUUAUUAAUUGACGUCGAAAAUUAUUAUCACAGGAUACGCCUAAUUGGAUAGCUUUUUCAACAUUGACAGAAAGAUGUCCAAAAGCAAGAAAAUCUCAGUCAAUCACAGUGCUAUAUUUGGGGAGUGCGUCAUCAGAAAAGAUUUUCCUCAUGAAUAUGUUGUUGUUGUGAAAGUGCGGGUGGAAUCGAAAGUUUUUACAGCUAUGAUAAUCUUAGCCGAAUGGAACUUGGGUCGUUUCAGAACGUAGAUCUGAUCGUUGUGGGAAAAUGUUUUUUUCUUUGAUGGAGGGUGUUAGUGUUCAUCUUUUCCGUUACUUUUGCUGUUAUCGCAACCUUCAAUGGACCAGCAGUUAAAAGAUAUUGGAAUCCUAACAAACCUAUUUUUCGCUAUUUGUUUAAUUAGCAUAUCUCCUUUAGUGUACAAUAUGCCUCAUUUCCAUCCAAUUGACCCUGGAACUUAAUUGAAGUUUUAAUGUGUUCAUUAUUAUUAUAUUCUUAACUUUUAUUAUUGUUUUUCUAUAACUUCCAUAUACCUAUCCAUUUUAUUUUUUAUUUUUUUUAAUAUUUAAAAUUAUUAUUUUUUAUUUUGACUUGUUUUAAUAUUUUUUUCUGUAUGAAUAAAAUAUUCUCUCCUGUUUGUUUAACCUCUAUGCAAUAUAACCGAAAGGAUGAGCAUUAAAAUUAAUUACGCAGUAAAUAUGAAUUACUCUAAGUAUGUGACAAUAAUAAUUUAUUCCAAAAUAAAUUAAUGGUAAACUAAUAAAAAAAACAUGAACAUUAGCUUAGUAAUCAUGAAUACAAUAAAUUAUGUGAAAUUUAAAAUUCAAUAAAUAAUCUUAAAUGAGAAAAUAAAUACAUUUUAAAAAUAA
Messenger RNA from Musca domestica (house fly), 7487 nucleotides. RefSeq names its product zinc finger protein ush (gene ush). Lineage: Eukaryota; Metazoa; Arthropoda; Insecta; Diptera; Muscidae. The transcript is spliced from 9 exons. Gene Ontology annotation, molecular function: RNA polymerase II-specific DNA-binding transcription factor binding. Gene Ontology annotation, cellular component: nucleus. Bases 1172 to 5335 code for a protein of 1387 amino acids. The record is from RefSeq and is a predicted model, not a curated record. Gene Ontology annotation, biological process: negative regulation of transcription by RNA polymerase II; positive regulation of transcription by RNA polymerase II; cell differentiation.